AUGGCGCCGAUCCUCACCUCCAAUCCAUCGCGAACCCUGCUCCCGGAACCCCUCACUCCAGCCAACUUUGCGCCAUUCGGCACCGCAAUCUGUUCCCCUCUUCCGCGCGAUCUCAGUAUCGCCCCACAAGUCGCCUCUCUGCCACCUCACAACCCGGCCCCGGUGCUUGCGAAUCAAAAUUCAGCAUUAAAAUAUAGCCCAAUCUCCCCGCUCCUCGACCACUACAAGGAUGGAAGCCCAAGUGGCACCGCAGCGUCGGCACGGAUGACCAUGUUCUGCUGCUUCCCUCGUAAACUGCGAACGAUCGCCGAGAGCAAGCCCGAGAAAGAGGUCUUUGACGUGCGGAUUCUGGAGCGCCACCCUUUCACCAACCAGACUUUUAUCCCUGUCGACCUGUCCAGUCAUUCCAAGGUCGGCGAUGGCGAAGACGAGCCGAUCUACCUCGUGGUCGUUGCACCCACGUUAAGGGGCCAGGUGGCUACGGCGAGAAAUGCCGCGGGCGAGAGGGUGACUAUUCGUGACCCGCCUGAUUUAAACAAUGUCAAAGCUUUCAUUGCGCACGGUGGUCAAGCCGUGACCUACGGCGUCGGAACGUGGCAUGCACCAAUGGUAGUCCUCGGGCGCCGCCGUGUCGACUUUGUGGUGGUGCAGCAUGUGAACGGAGUCGAGGAUGAAGACGUCCAAGAAGCGGAGUUUGGAGAAGGCAUCUUCGUUGAUCUAGGUCGUAAGGGUCAAUAUGGACGUAGGGAAGAGGGCCCUCCCAAGCUUUGGACUGCUAAGCUUUAG
This is a messenger RNA of Penicillium chermesinum, 786 nucleotides long. Its product is annotated as ureidoglycolate hydrolase. The record is from RefSeq and is a predicted model, not a curated record. The transcript has a single exon. Lineage: Eukaryota; Fungi; Ascomycota; Eurotiomycetes; Eurotiales; Aspergillaceae. Gene Ontology annotation, molecular function: ureidoglycolate hydrolase activity; ureidoglycolate lyase activity. The coding region runs from base 1 to 786 and encodes 261 amino acids. Gene Ontology annotation, biological process: allantoin catabolic process.